GCUAGAGGGCAGCUGACGAUGGCAACGGACGAGUCCCCCGGCGAGGAACAUGUUGCGUUCAUGCAAUGGGCCAAGUCCCAAGGCGUGACGAUCAACGGCAUCACUCCAGCGCGUUUCCCCGGCCGACGCCUGGGCAUGAAAGCGACGCGGACGAUAGAAGAGAAUGAGGUCAUGCUCAGCGUGCCCGUAUCAGCAAUGCUGACCAUCGACUCCAUCCCCUCAUCAUUCGUGGAGCAAUUCCCCUCAUGCUCAUCCAUCCACUGCAUUCUCGCUGCAUUUCUCAGCCAUGGAGACGCCGCCUUACUCAAGGAGCUAGAGCCCUGGCGCAAGGUCUGGCCCAACUUCCGCGAGUUCGAGGACACCAUGCCCGUGCUCUGGCCGGAGCAUCUCCGCCGGUCCAAUUCCGCCUUCGAGAAAGCAGCAGGCGACAGCAGCAGCGAGUCUUCCUCGUCAGCAGCACCAUCAAGCCUUCUACCCCCCUCAAUCUCCGGACUCUGGAAUACCUUCCAGAAAGAACCAGUAGGCGUAGACUACGAAACCAGAUACCAGAACCUGCUGAGCCAGCAGGAGAACCGGCUGCAGGCCGCAUGGGCACAUGUGCGCACCGUCUACCCCGAGAUUGACUGGAGCACGUUCGUCUACUACUGGUUCAUCAUCAACUCGCGGAGCUUCUACUAUGUCUCGCCGGGCAAAGCGGAGCCGGCGGACUGGAACGAUGCUAUCGCCAUGGUCCCAUUUGCGGAUUACUUCAACCACGACGACGAUGCGGCAUGCGAAGUCAUCUGGACCGGCGAGAACUACCUCUUCAAAGCAACCCGACAAUACGACCAAAAGGAAGAAAUCUUCAUGAGUUACGGCUCCCACUCCAACGACUUCCUCUUCGUCGAAUAUGGCUUCUUCCUCCCCACCAACCCCUCAGAUAGCAUUUACCUCGACGAUAUCAUCUUCCAAGACCUCACCAUCGAGCAAAAGAAAGACCUCAUCGGGCAGGAUUUAUUUGGAAACUUCGAACUCACAUCCCCAACCUCAACCAUCCCCAGAAACAUCCAAGCAGCAGCCGCCCUGAAAACCAUGAGCCGCCGCGACUGGAAACUCUGGAUCACGGGGCGCUCGCGGCGGGGGUUCUCGGGCGAACAGGCCACGGAGGUGGUUCGGGGGUGGAUCGAGGUGUAUCGGAGGGAGUGUGAGGUGGUGAUCGGGCGGAUUGAGGAGGUGAUGGUAGCCCGAGAUGAUUUGCGGGGCUGCGUGGGGGAGGGAGGUGAAAGUUGGGAGCGGGGUAGACUUGAGAUGUUGCUGGAGAGGUGGAAGCAGCUUCGGGGGUUGUGUGAGGUGGCAUUGGGGAUGGUUGGGGUAGGAAGAGAGGAGUAG
Molecule: messenger RNA, 1368 nt
Organism: Aspergillus aculeatinus CBS 121060
Lineage: Eukaryota; Fungi; Ascomycota; Eurotiomycetes; Eurotiales; Aspergillaceae
Product: ribosomal N-lysine methyltransferase
Exons: 7
Coding region: 19-1368 (449 amino acids)
Biological process (GO): peptidyl-lysine monomethylation
Molecular function (GO): protein-lysine N-methyltransferase activity; protein binding
Source: RefSeq, a predicted model, not a curated record